UCUAAAUUUUCUGAAUCCGCCGGUUCCUGUAACACAAAGUGAUUCUUUUCUAAUGAUUUUUAAAAGAUGUCAUACCACUCUUUUACUAAUUACCGUAAAAGUAAACGUGACUAGCAAAAAUAGAUUUCUCCACUGUUGAUGCAACAGAUAAAGUUAAACGACUUGUUUCGUGUUCAGCGUGUUAUCGACUGGGGACACCUCACCCUGAUUCGCACCGGUUUAUAACGUCAUCGGAGAUCGUUUAAAGGAGGGAAAAGAAGAUCAAAGAAUGAACAAUGAAUGCAUGAAAACAAGUUAGGAUCGUGAAAGGAAGCAUUUAGUUUUUUUAUUUGGAGUCGCUGUAUCACACUGCAGCAGCUGCUCCCCGCAUGCGAAGUGGGUCCCCAUCUGUCAGUCGUAUAUUCAAAGUUUCCGUGAACCAGAGUCGCAGGUGACGGUUUACAUAAAAAAAGACUUUGAAGCUUUCCCAAACUCACCCAACUGUCGAUCAUUUGGCUCGUUCAAAUCCGGUUGUUGAUUCUAGACUUUUCAGGAGAGAUCUUCGGUGACGUCAUAACCAUAAACUAACAACGAAAAUCUCCUUAGCAUCCAGUCAGAACACUCGUCAUUGUACAACUAGUUAUAAAUUGAAUUUUAUAUCAAUUUAACUUUCUUCUUAUUUUAUUUUUCAGCUAGGUAUCAAAGAACUACGAGAGAGCAAGAGAGAGCAGAAUCUGACGGAGCCGCAGGCAAGAAUGGUAAACAGAGUUUAAAGUGUUGACCCUCUGAGCUAAACAGAGAAGUAAGUUCAUCCGCCAAGAAGAUGUGGUUUUCUUUCGGGGGUCGCAGAGUUCUACAACUAUGUUUUUUGGUUCUGUAUAUUUUUACAGUAAAUUCUUUAAAAAAUGGAGCAAACAAUAUAUCUGUGAAGGUAAGCGACGAUGACGAACAACGCUUGCUCAACUAUUUGUUUACAGACCACAACCCUCGACUGCGCCCUGUCAUGAAGAAAUCGCAAGUGGUUACAGUCACGUUUGGAAUUUCUCUUCACCAAAUCAUUGACGUGGAUGAAAAGAACCAACUUUUGCAGACCAGCAUAUGGGUUAGACAGGUCUGGAAAAAUCCUUUCCUUGUUUGGAAUGAAUCAGACUUUGGAGGAAUAAAAUCCAUCAAUGUUGAGCCAUCAAUGGUCUGGAUCCCGGAUGUUUACUUAUACAAUAAUGCUGACCAUGAACGCGAGGGAGGAAUGGAUCAAUUCAAAACGCAAAUAGUCGUCGACUCGUCUGGCACCAACAAGUGGCUCGCACCAGUCAUCCUGUACAGCUCUUGUAAGAUGGAUGUCAAGUAUUUUCCUUUUGAUACUCAGGUUUGCAAUUUAAAGUUUGGUUCCUGGACAUACGAUGGUUUUCGUGUCGACAUAUUGCCAGAGGCACCAUUUGCAGACACGAAAAAGUUUGUCAGUAACGGCGAAUGGCAGCUCAUCGGAUUUCCAGCCAAGAGAAACGUGAUCUCCUAUGUGUGCUGCCCAGAACCUUACCCUGAUGUGACAUUUACUCUACAAAUACAACGACUGGCACUGUUUUACUACAUAAACUUGAUCAUACCAUGCCUUCUAAUCACAGUUUUGACCGUGACAGCAUUUUACCUGCCUCCAGAGUCCGGUGAACGCAUCACAUUGGUAAUAACUAACCUACUGGCCAUGACCGUAUUCAUGCUUCUUGUAGCAGACAUCAUGCCAUCAACCUCUGAAGUCAUCCCAGUCAUAUCCAUUUACUUUAGCGGUACCCUUUUCGAGGUUUCACUGGCUCUGCUCGUCACAUGCUUCAUACUCAAAUGUCACUUUCACGACCCUGCUACGUCUGAUAUGCCCUUGUGGAUCCGUAUUGUUGUCCUCAAAUGGAUGGCACAGUUUUUGCGAUUCGAAAUGCCUAAAAAACGUAAACGGUUCGCCGUUGAUCAACACGAACACGAUCAUGCUGCUGACUUACUGAGGAACAAAACAAGGAAGGAAAGUCUCGACAAUAAACCUAAUAUUACGCAAGAACCGUCUUCGCUCGAUGCCUUAAGCUUCGUCCCUCGCAAAGGUGUUCACUCCCUCGUUAAAAAACUUUCUCGUUCAAACCUUGUGAAUGGCAAUUACAAAUCGGGCCCGAAGUUUCCACAUCAUGAGGACAUGGGAUCCCUCCCAAGACUGACCGUCUCUGAAGUGGAGGACUGGCACAUAGCAUCCAGUCACGCAAGUUUGUCAAGUAAUGAGGAUGAUGAUCAGCGACACAACGACGAGGCAGGCGCAGGUGAUGGGGUCAGCGGUCACACAUUUGAUCAAAGGUGCAUGGCGGAGUUAUUGAAAACACAGGAAAAGAUAUUGGAGCAUGUUCAAAUGCUGUGCAACGUUGUGACCGAAAACGAACAGUUGCAAGAGAAAAAGGACGAGUGGAGUUUGGUGGCCGCCAUCUUUGACAGAGCUUUUCGAAUAGGAUUUUUAAUCAUGUUUUUCUUGUUGAGUAUGACGAUAUUUUAUUUCUCCAUGGGUUAAACAUACUGCUACUGUGGAAUUUCACGCUUAGUAGAGGUCCAGACAUAAGUCUAGGAAAAAUUGCGAACAUUAUGGCAAUAGAAAGCCAAUCCGAUAUGCUACCUAUCUAGCCAAUCCGAUAUGCUCCUACCUAACAUAGUUUGGCCAUGUAUUUUGUACGGGACAGUUUUGUCUGUCCGCAGUCUCCUUCUCGCGACAACAACGGGAUAUUCUGGAUUUUGCCUAUUGUCCGUUGUCACGCGUUUUGCAUGUGACAUUGGCCAAUUCGCAAACAUUUGAAUUUGAGUUUCAUGUGAGGUCAUAACCAUGUGCAAUUAGUAGACGAUCGGUCAACCAGCCUGGUUCUUUACUUCUUGCUGCUACACUGUGCUGACGAGACCCAACCAGGUAGAAACAGCUGUCCACAGUUGCAAUUCUUGGCUUUCUGUUUGGA
Messenger RNA from Orbicella faveolata, 2948 nucleotides. RefSeq names its product neuronal acetylcholine receptor subunit alpha-7-like. Gene Ontology annotation, cellular component: postsynaptic membrane. Gene Ontology annotation, biological process: monoatomic ion transmembrane transport. Gene Ontology annotation, molecular function: acetylcholine-gated monoatomic cation-selective channel activity; transmembrane signaling receptor activity. Lineage: Eukaryota; Metazoa; Cnidaria; Anthozoa; Scleractinia; Merulinidae. The record is from RefSeq and is a predicted model, not a curated record.